Toxotes jaculatrix (banded archerfish) is the source of this 1645-nucleotide messenger RNA. RefSeq names its product coiled-coil domain-containing protein 152-like. NCBI's taxonomy places the organism in Eukaryota, Metazoa, Chordata, Actinopteri, Toxotidae. The coding region runs from base 1 to 801 and encodes 266 amino acids. The transcript has 8 exons. The record is from RefSeq and is a predicted model, not a curated record.
AUGACUAAAUUGAGCUGUGUUCAUCUUGACCAGCUAAUGGAAAAGUUUGCUCAGCUGGAACAGAAAAUUAUAGAGGUUAAUGGCAAAAACAACAUGUCGGAGAUCAUGCUGGAGGAUGCCGACAGACUCGUGAAAUUCCACCUGACCAAGGAGAAAAGUCUGAUUGAGGAGAGAGACAGCCUUAUCGUCACAGUGAACGGACUGCAGCAGACUCUUCAGGAGCAGUGCAGCCUCAGAGAGGAGAAUGAGAGGCUGAAGAACGAUAUGGCGGACAUGAAACGACAGAACGAGAGAAACGCAGAGGACAGAGAGGCUGAGGUUCAGCGGCUGAUCAGUGAAAUGAAAACAGAGGAAGAGGGACACAAGAGGGAGCUAGAGGCUGUAAGACAGCAGUGCAGAAGAGAGGUGGAGCAGGCUCACAGGGAGGGUUUCAAUCAGUUGGAAGCCAGAGAUGCUGAAAUAAAGAUGCUACUGGAGAAAAAGGAUCUGAAUCUGGAGGAGAUGAAGAAGAGGCUGAAGGAUCAGGAGAGGGAGAGGCAGAGUGAGCUCCUGAAACUACAGAUGGAGUUUGGUGCAAAGUUAGCCAGAGUUCAGAGUGCAGCUCAGUGGAGCCAGCAGCAGCAGCAGCAACAACAUGGCUCCAACCUUCUUCCUCAGAGUGUCUUCAAAAGGAAGCUGCAGUUCUUCCAGGAGGAGAAGAACAAGGAGAUUGUGGCUCUGCGUCAGAGAAUCAAAGAGCUGGAAGAGAACCAGCGAGCUGGCGGCCUCAACGACAGCCGCCUGAAGAGGAGAAAGAUUUAAUUUGUUUAGAGGCUAACAGUGCUAACAAGCAGCUGACCUGUCUGCUCUGCAGGUUCAUGAAGCCUCUGACUCCCAGGGGGCAGGAGGAACUGAAGUGUUUUCAAAUGUCUAUUUCAGUUUCAUUCAAAGCAAAUCGCCUCAGAUUUGUUGACUUAUUUAACUUUACUGCUUCUCAUGCACUGUCAUACCUGACAAGAUUUACUGUUUCACCGCCCUGUUUGCAGGUGACCAGUGUGCAGAGAGUACAUUUAAAUACAGGUCGUAUUCCUGUCUAAGGCUUUAAUCCAAUCAGACGCCUGCAGGGAGGGGAGAGAGGAAGCUAUCUGAUUGCUUCUUCUGUGUAGAUGCACAAGAAACAAGCAGAUAGCUGGAAGUCCAACCCCAUUCAAGGAAUUAAACCUAUUUAUCUCCUUUCAUUCAAAGAAAAACAAAAUCAUUUAACUCUGACUCAUUUCCUUGUUUGUUUUUUCAGGUUCCUUGAAGUCAAAGUUGUUUUCUACUAAUUUUGACGUUUUGGAAAAACAGACUUCUUGAAGUCUGCUUUUUGGAAUUUGUUUUCAGUGAUUUCUUUGUUGUUUCUGUUUAGGAAAGCAGAGGUCUGCAAUGAUUUGCUUUUCUCUUGUCCACUUGAGUAAUAAUAAGAAUUCAUUUGUAUACACUGCUUUCAUUGAGAACAUGCAUAGUAAUAUAGUCAUCUUUACUGUCUUUCUUUAUUGAUGUGUGCUCAAUACUGUGAUCUGUUUCACUGAUUGAUGAUACAGCAUUUAGAAUAGGUUUUUUUUUUUUUUAAACACAUAUUCUAGAUUUUGGAGGCUAUUGGUAUUUGGGAGUUGGGAAUUUUUUU